GUCUCUGGACGCCCGACCCGGAAGUGAACCUUGCUCACGGGCGGGAAGCGGAAGAGCGGGACGAUGCCGGCCGAGCGGCAGCUUCGGAUCAACGAGGCUUUCGCGGCGCGUUACGGAAAGUACCGUCGGCGGGAGGAACUGCAGCGCCUGCAGGACCGUUAUGGAGGCGCCCAGGAGGAAACGGAGGGAUCCACCUCGGAGUCCAGUGCCGAGGACGAGGAAGUUGAUCCCAAACUGGAUCGUGCUUUUUACAGCACCUUGGCCUUGUUAAAAACCAAGGAUCCACGAAUUUAUCAGAAGGAUGCCACAUUCUACAGCAAGGAAGAUUCUUCCUCAGCCAGUGACAAUGAGAAGCCGUCCCGAAAGAGAAAAGAAAAGCCCAUGUUUCUCAAGGACUAUGAGAGGAAGGUGAUCUUGGAAAAGGAAGGUAAAUACGAGGAUGAAGAGGACAAGGAGGAAGUAGCAAGUAAACAUCCAAAGAGCUAUGUGGAAGAGCAGAAGCAGCUUAAAGAGAGCUUCCAGAGGUUUGUUGCAGAUAGUGAUGAAGAAGAAGAUGCUAGUUCAUCAUCUUUACUACACAAGCGAGCCAAAACUAAAGAAGAGAAGGAGUGUGAGGAGGCAGAUUACAUCAGCUGGCUGAAGGGUCAGAAGUCAGAUGCAGAAGAGGACCUUCAAGACCUGGCACCUCUUAAAGAAUAUUGGAAUGACCCCAAACUGGAUGAAGGAGAACAGUUUCUGCGGGAUUACAUCCUGAACAAGCGCUACAAGGAGGCAGGUGAUGGAGGGGACGAGGAAGAACAAGAGGAAAGGCUACCUGAAGCACAACUGGCUGUGUCAGACUCCUCAGAUGAGGGUGAGCUGUUCCUAAAAAAACAAGAGGAUUUUGAGUGCCGAUACAACUUCCGCUUUGAGGAGCCUGAGGCACAAUUGGUGCGGACAUAUCCUCGCAUCAUUGCAACUUCUGUUCGUCGGAAGGAUGAGCGUCGCAAAGAGAAGCGCCAGGAGAUCCGUGAGCGCAAGAGGAAAGAGAGGGAACGCAAGCAGGAGGAGCUGAAGCAGCUGAAGAACCUGAAACGCCGAGAGAUUCUAGAACGACUGGAGAAGCUGCGGGAGAUCACAGGCAGUGAGACUGGCACCUUCCAAGAGGAGGACCUCGCAGGCGACUUUGAUCCUGCCCAUCAUGAUCAGCUCAUGGAGAAAUUCUUUGGAGAUGAAUAUUAUGGAGUUGGCGAGGAAGAGAAACCACAGUUUGAGACAGAGGAAGGAAUUGAUGAUGAAUGGAAUUGGGACAAGUGGACAGGAGGGGAUGGUACUGAAGCAGAAGCGUUUCUACAAGAGGAGGAGGAGGAGGAGUACCAGCCGCACUGCGAGGAUCCUAACUUUGUUAUGGAUGCUGAUUAUGACCCCUCCCAGCAGCCUGGUCCAUCAAAGAAGAAGCGGAAGCUGGAGAUCCCCCUUCUGGGCAAGAAAAAGCGCAAGUCACGUUUUGCAGAGGUUAUCUCUCAGAAAAAAGAACCCUUUGAUUCUGAGACAAAAACAUUUGAGCAGUACCUGGAUGAGUUCUACCGCCUGGACUAUGAGGAUCUGAUAGGGGACCUGCCUUGCCGUUUUAGGUAUCGAAAUGUAGUCCCCUGCAGCUAUGGACUUACUACUGAGGAGAUUUUUGCAGCUGAUGAUAAAGAGCUGAACCGCUGGUGUUCUCUGCGGAAGACCUGCAUGUACAGAUCGGAGAAUGAGGAAAUGCAGGACAAGGCUGUAUAUGAGAAGAAGGGCCAAGAUGUGUGGAAGAAGAAACAGAUGCUUAAAUCCCUUCAAGCAGAGAUGGAAGAAGCUGAAGAUACAAAGAAACUUCAGCGCAAGAAAGGAAAAAAGAGCAGGGAGAAGGCCAAGCAUCGUGUGCUGCUUUCUAAAGAGAUGGAGCUGGGCAGCCCUGGCCAUGAGGAAGAAGGACUCCUAUUUCCAAAGGGAGCUACCCAAGUUGAACCAGCCCCAACCACAAGCAAGGAAUCAGAGGCUGCUCCAUCAGAAGGCCCUUGUUCUGCCCAGCCCAGCAUUCAGAAGCCAAAGAAGAAGAGAGGGCGAAAAGGGCUGGUGCUGGGCACCAAAGUGCUGGUUGGGGGCUCCGAGUUCAGCCGCCAGCGGCUCAAAGCCUAUGGGCUCAAUCCUAAGCGCCUGUACUACCGCCAGCUGUUCCGUGAGAAGAGGCGGAAAAAGCAUUUGGAGGGCCCUGGACAGACUCGGGGGACCAAAAUAAAACAGCCAAAGUAACUGAGCAAAGUCAUUCUGCUUCUUUUUUUCUUUUGAGAGCAUCUCAGUUCGGCUGGGCAGUGCCACUUUGACACUGGUCUCCUUUCUGGGGCUUCCAGUGUGGAAGAGGAUGUCUGUGGGUGACACUUCAGCCAGAUUCCUUGUGGGUGUUCACUUGUUUGUAAAAUGAUUUAAAUACAGGCUCUUUCUUAAUA
This is a messenger RNA of Sceloporus undulatus (fence lizard), 2462 nucleotides long. It is a transcript of the gene KRI1, whose product is annotated as KRI1 homolog. Gene Ontology annotation, cellular component: 90S preribosome; nucleolus. The record is from RefSeq and is a predicted model, not a curated record. Lineage: Eukaryota; Metazoa; Chordata; Lepidosauria; Squamata; Phrynosomatidae. The transcript is spliced from 19 exons. Gene Ontology annotation, biological process: endonucleolytic cleavage in ITS1 to separate SSU-rRNA from 5.8S rRNA and LSU-rRNA from tricistronic rRNA transcript (SSU-rRNA, 5.8S rRNA, LSU-rRNA). Bases 64 to 2268 code for a protein of 734 amino acids.